Messenger RNA from Thyridium curvatum, 1245 nucleotides. RefSeq lists its product as uncharacterized. The transcript has a single exon. Bases 1 to 1245 code for a protein of 414 amino acids. The record is from RefSeq and is a predicted model, not a curated record. Lineage: Eukaryota; Fungi; Ascomycota; Sordariomycetes; Thyridiales; Thyridiaceae.
AUGCUGUCCCGAACCAUCAGACCCGCGGCGCGCUGCGCCCGCCAGACCCCUCGCGUCCAGCUCGCCCAGAAUGCCAGGACCCAGACGGCGCGCUCCUCGAAACGCUUCCAGAGCACCGGAAGCAGCAGUGCCUCUUCAGCGUCAUCCGGCGCCUCGCCGGCCCUGGUCGGCGCCGCCAGCGGUGCCGCCGCCUCCGUCGUCGUCUUCUACACCUGGUACGCGACCAGCGGCAUGAAGGACGUCGUCGCCGCCGGCAAGCAGGUGAAGCAGUACGCCGAGGCGGCCAAGCAGAAGGUGCAGGAGAAGACGCCCAACGCCGGCGAGGCCUACAAGUGGGUGCGCGACACGGCCAAGUCGUACGCCGCCUUCAUCCCCGGCGCGGGGCGCUACAUCGACCAGGCCUUCGACGACCUCGACGAGGUGCGCGAAAAGCACGGCGACGAGUUCGACAGGAUCGCCACCGAGGCCUACAACGAGCUCAAGGACCUGAGCUACCGCGGCGGCGUCAACGCCGACACGGCCGCCAAGGCCUGGGAGAUCAUCUCCAAGCACGUGGACGCGCUCAUGGACCUCGCCGGCGACGCCUCGGAGGACAUCCUCAACAACCACCCCCAGCUCAAGGACAAGCUCGGCGGCAGCUUCGACCAGCUCAAGGAGAUGGGCAACAACUUCGGCCCGCAGGCCAAGGAGGAGGUCGACAAGACCUGGAAGCAGGUCAAGGACAUCGCCGCCGGCGGCAUGGCGGCCGAGAACAUCGACAAGGUCAAGAGCCUGAUCAAGGAGAAGCAGGAGAAGCUCCGGGGCUUCGCCGACGAGGCCUGGCAGAAGGGCCUCGACAAGUCCAAGCCCUACCUCGACAAGAACCCCGAGAUCAAGAAGCUGGUCGAGGACAACGCCGACCAGCUCAAGAAGGGCAACUUCAUGCAGCUGUGGGGCCAGAUCAAGGAGAGCGCGUCGAGCGGCGACACAAAGUCGCUCGAGAAGUACAUCAAGACCGCCGUCGGCAAGGCCAAGGGCUUCGACCUGGGCGGCCUGGAGCAGUGGCUCAAGGCCGUGCCGGGAGGCAGCGAGAUCCUGCCCAAGCUGCAGCAGCUGCAGGAGGUGGCCGACAAGCGCGGCGAGGACGCCGAGAAGCUGGUCAAGGAGACGAUGAAGGACCUGCAGGAGGUGCUGGCGAAGCGGGCCGAGCAGGCCAAGGAGCUGGCCGAGGGAGUCAAGGACGACGCGAAGAAGCCUUCAAAAUGA